This is a messenger RNA of Rhipicephalus sanguineus (brown dog tick), 7245 nucleotides long. It is a transcript of the gene Pgant6, whose product is annotated as putative polypeptide N-acetylgalactosaminyltransferase 10. The coding region runs from base 446 to 2356 and encodes 636 amino acids. The transcript has 10 exons. The record is from RefSeq and is a predicted model, not a curated record. Gene Ontology annotation, cellular component: Golgi apparatus. NCBI's taxonomy places the organism in Eukaryota, Metazoa, Arthropoda, Arachnida, Ixodida, Ixodidae.
CUGUGGGCACGCAUUGGGCGGCGCUUGCCGGCUUCAAAGACGCGGUUGGUGUGCAGCGCGAGGCCGCGAGGUGAAUGUUGGCAUCCGAGCAGCUGCCGAAGUCUCUGCGAUCCGUGGAACUAAUGUCAGCUCCUGUGACCUGUGAAGUGUGUCGGAACGCUUGCGGAGGCCGUGUGCUGGUGCGUGGAAGCUCCAUCUGAGCAUGCAGCUUUGGACCGAGCUCGGUAGCUGAGGCAGCGUGUGCAGUUUGUGUGAUCGCGGCGCGCGUCGUCUUGGGGGCCUUCGUAUCGCGGCGCCUCGAAGAACUGGUUUCCAGAAAGACGUGUGGAUUAGAACAGGCUAGCCGCCGAUUGUUCGAGCGGGGAUAACCUGCGCAAGAAGGAUGCCUGGGAGUCGCCGCUGUUCCUCCUGACGACACCUGUAGUGUCCCACAGCAGCCGCAGCCAUGCGCCGCAACACGCGGCGUAUGCUGAAGCUGGCGCUGACGGCGCUGGCGUUGGUGUUGUGCACCACGCUGCUGUUCCGCACUCUAGCAGGCAGCGGGAACCAGGUGUUGGACUAUGUGCCUGGCGGUGCCUCCUUCCUGCCCAGGGCCCCGCGGGAACCCAACGCCGGCGGCGAGGUGUUUCGACAGCAAGAUGGCCUCGUUGGGCCGCGGGCAAAUGGGAACGACAGUAAAGCGGUGGUUAACCCGGCGCAGCAUCUACGCGCCCCGCCUGGUGUAGCCAACGAACUGUCAGCCGGUGGCGAAUUGGACGCUGACGGCAAGAAGGACUGGCACGACCUCGCCAUGAUCAAACGCGAAGCGGAGGCCAAGGGACCCGGAGAGCAGGGCGCCGCCUUCUUCCUUCCUGCGGGAAUGGAAAAGAAGAAGGAUGAACUGUACAAGGUCAACGGCUUCAACGCCCUGGCCAGCGACUUCAUCGCGCUCAACAGGUCGCUGCCCGACAUCAGGAAUCCAGGAUGCCUGAAGAAGCACUACGUGCCCAAGCUGCCGACGGUGAGCGUGAUUGUUCCAUUCCACAACGAGCACUGGACGACGCUUCUGCGUACUGCUACCAGUGUGCUCAACCGGUCACCGCCGGAGCUGAUCAAGGAGAUCAUCCUGGCCGAUGACUACAGCAACAAAGAGCAGCUGAAGAAGCCCCUGGAGGACUACAUCGCCAAGCACUGGAACAAGGUGCGCGUGGUGCGUGCGACGCGGCGAGAGGGCCUCAUCCGGGCUCGACUGCUGGGUGCUCGGCAGGCGACGGGCGACGUGCUCAUAUUCCUCGACUCGCACACCGAAGCCAACGUCAACUGGCUGCCUCCGCUGCUGGAGCCCAUCGCCCAGGACUACCGUACCGUGGUGUGCCCCUUCAUCGACGUCAUCGACUACGAGACGUUCGCCUACCGCGCGCAGGACGAAGGAGCCCGGGGCUCCUUCGACUGGGAGCUCUACUACAAGAGGCUGCCGCUGCUCUCGGAGGACUUGGCCAACCCCACCGAGCCCUUCAAGAGCCCCGUGAUGGCCGGCGGCCUGUUCGCCAUAAGCCGUCGCUACUUCUGGGAGCUGGGUGGCUACGACGAAGGGCUGGACGUGUGGGGCGGUGAGCAGUACGAGCUGUCCUUCAAGAUCUGGCAAUGCGGCGGAACUAUGGUGGACGCGCCCUGCUCCCGUGUGGGACACAUCUACCGCAAGUUCGCCCCGUUCCCCAACCCGGGCAUAGGGGACUUCGUCGGCCGAAACUACCGCCGUGUAGCCGAGGUGUGGAUGGACGAGUACAAGGAGUACCUGUACAUGCGGCGGCCUCACUACCGCAACCUGGAACCCGGCGACCUGACCGCGCAGAAGGAGCUCCGCAAGCGGCUCAAGUGCAAGUCCUUCAAGUGGUUCAUGGAGAACGUGGCCUUCGAUCAGCCCUCCAAGUACCCGGCCAUCGAGCCGCCCGACUACGCGUGGGGAGAGAUCCGGCACGAGAAGAGCUCGCUGUGCAUCGACACUCAGUUCAAGGGCCAGAACGAGCGGUUCUCCCUCGACAAGUGCAUCAAGGACCACCGAGACCAGUCGGGCGAGCAGCAGUUCGUGCUCACCUGGCACAAGGACAUCCGACCGCAGAAGCGCACCGUCUGCUUCGACGUAUCCAGCUCCGAGGCCAGGGCGCCUGUGGUGCUGUGGAGCUGCCACGGCAUGCACGGCAACCAGCUAUUCAAGUACGACACGACGACGAAGCAGAUCAGCCACCCCAUCACAGCCUCGUGCCUCGACUGCGACGCGGAAAGGCGCGAGAUUUUCAUGAACUCGUGCGACCCGAACUCGGCGUCGCAGCGCUGGCUCUUCGAGCACGUGAACGAGACGGCGCUGACCAACUGGUGAUCGCCGUAACAAAAACGUGCAUCGUCACUAUAGCUUGCCACGCCUUCGGGAGCCGCUCCCGCGACCUUCGACGUCAUUCUUGACUUCCCUGGUCUAAGCGCAGCGACGCUCUUGGACGAUCCACAUCGCCUAGUGCGUGCAACUUCUGGCCGUUUUAUUGAGAGUCGCUUCAUUGAUUGUUCCGUCUGUUCAGCCACUUGGGCACCAAACUGUGCGCCGUGACUUGAACUGCGUGCCGUGAAUGUGAGAUGUUUAGUUCGGAGUCAUACUGAACGUGUGUGAAGGUGUGACGAACUAUGUGCUAUAUUAACUGGAGUCUCUGAAGGCGCAUUUUGUUGCUUAUUUUUGUUUUUCCAAGUGACUUGUUUGUAGAAAGAAACGCAGAGUCUCCACAUAUCUUUCAUGGUUUACGAGGUAUGGGCAUGGGACACGAGAAAGCCAAUGUUGUGUGGAACUGUACGUCUUAGUAUCCCCAUUCAGGUCGCAUCGCUGCGUGAAGUGGCUCUUAGGAUCUGGAAGGAAUGGAUAGACUGUGUAGAAGACUUAAUGUGUGUCGAGAAAGCUCAAUGCGUGUUUGUGUGCUUUUCUUGCGAAGACGAAAGAGUGCUGUUUCCGGUAAGGCGGUGUAAUCAGUACCCACGAAUGAAGACGUAAGCACUCGUUCUUUCAGCCCGGUGAUUGAAGUUUGAAUGGGCGUACUGCGACGUACAUCGGUGGGCGCUUCCGAGCGGGAAUUAGCAUUCCAAUUUCAUUCCAGCCCACGGAGUGCGCUCGAUUCUUCCUUGAGUGUUGCUGCUGUGGUGGUCGGUGCUUUUGCGACGUACUGUUCAGGUGCGACCCAAGUACUCUGGUUCUUCAGACAGCGUUCUCCUGUGGCCACGAGGACCGUCUGAAGGUUUCCCCGCCGAAAGCAGCGCCGUGGCAUCUAUCUCCGUUUGUGUGUGUGUGACCGUGUUUGAUUGGAAAAUGUGCAUCUGGCGAGAGACUUCUUGAACUUGUCUGACAACUUAGUGUUGGCUUUUUGAGUGUAUUUUUCUUACAAGCAAUAUUUGUUGUUUUUCUUGUUCUGAAGCGUGUGUUCGAGCGUUAAUUGCGUGCUUGGGACCGUGCAUAAUAAGGCUGCCGAGUCCCGUGCGCGUUGUUUGUAAUAACUGGUGUUUCUUUAUUAUAUCUUUUUUUUUUUUUUGCUAGAGCAGCGAACAGAGGUCAGCAGUCUGACAGAAAGUUCCAUCAGUUUCCGAGCAGGAAUUCGUUGCUUGCGACUUUACGAUUGAGUUUGCCAGUCACGUGAGGACAACUUAAUCAUCGGUGUUUUUUUUUUUUUAGCCCUACUCGCUAUUGUACAAUAGCUGUCGUGUUCACAGCUGUCUCUGACGCGAUGGUUUUACAUACCGUGCAUGACCACCAUCACUGCAUCAUCCGAGUUAACAUUUAUCGUGGAGAUACCGGCAACAGCUGUACCGUUCCGUUUUACAACGCCAUUGUUUAUUGUCGAGAUUUUCAAUAUAUUUUUCUCUUUACCUUCGGCGUACCCGUAUAAAUCCGACCCUUUAGUCAGGCGAGCAACGGAGCUCGUUAAAGACCGAAAAAAGAAAGCAUAGCCACGCGAAAGGAAUGAUGGCAUGAACCACAUAUACGGCUGGUUUAUAUGGGGUCGUCCACAUCUAAGCUGGACACCUCAUUAGUAUUCAACACCUCGUAGAAGCUAAUUUUUAAUGCAUUAUUCGUAAAAUUAUUGUGUCUAUCGGUAUCAUGAUUAGACGUCAUGUAAUGCACAUUUGCCUCGUGAAGUACAAUAGACGUUCUAGAUUUAGCGACUUGAAUAUUAACGGGGUGUUCACCUUAAAUGUGGUCCACCCUGUACACCGCGGUCAACUGUUACAUGGAACAUCGGAGCGCAUCAAGGCACCCUACGCGUGGCGGCCGCUCGGCGCCACCACCGGCCGGCGACUGAAACGAGUUUCGCGCAGGCACAGUGAGUGCUAUGAGUGUAGGGAGCGUACUUAUGCGCGCCUCCGUGGUUUUAAAGACGGAGGCACGGAGGCGCACACAUGCAGGCUCCCUAUAAGAGUGGCCUACCACUGAGACCGGGACCCUUGCCACCCCUAUCCUUGCUGCCGGCCUGCUGCUCUUCGUACUGAUGACCUCUGUGCCUCCACACCUCUAACCCUCUCUCUCCUAUCCACUGUCAUCCCAUCUCCCCUUUCCCGCAGGCGCUGCGCCGUGCUCCCGACCGGGCUGCAGAAAUUAGGCGCCUUUUCCUCUUCAAACCACUACCACCACCUAUAAGAGUGGAGCUCUUUCGCCGUCCGCUACCGUCUGCUGCCGCGCUGCGAAUCGUCGCGAAGCGAACCGUUCGCGCGAUGACAGAGCACCUAGCACGAUGUUCACUGCGCCUGCGCAAAACUCAUUGCAGCCACCGGCCCGUGGUGGCGCCCAGGGGUCGCCACGCGCUCUGAUGUUCCAUGUAGCAGUUGACCGCGGUGCAUAUUCGUAAUGGAUAAGCCGUAUAAGUGGCUCACGGGACCACCCGUAUUCGGGAUGGGGCUAAAACACACUUUCAAGCGUACUUUGUUACGUUAUGUUUAAAAAACGCCGCGAAAUAAAUCGGGAACUUAAGGUUGUGGCCAGAUACACUAUGGAAAGGCGUUAGUCGAGGUAGAGAAUUCUGGCUAGGGUGUCUUCGUUUGCACUUUCGAAGUCUGCGCCUCUUCGUCGCUCUAGCGUUGUGAGAAAUGGGAAACCGGUGAUAAAACCGUCGUGCCAAGUAUUCUGAAGCAUUUUCUGCGUGUGCCAGCAGUAUGUGAACGCCUCGUGGUCAGUUUCUUAUCUAUAAGAAAAAGACUGUCUCCAUUAUAAGUGCUUAAAAUAUCAACGAGGUUACCCGCUUGUUCACUGCUAACAUGUUUCUUUGGGCUGGUGACUGCGAAACUGCAAGUAACCACAGUGCAACUUAACUAGAUCGGAUAGUGCAGUGGUUAACUAAUGAUACUGAUUAGUUAAUGGUUGUUACCGCACCAUCCUUUCAAUUCCAACUUGCUCGAAUUUCUUCGUUAAAAAGUGCUUUCUUUUACGCAGUUAAGGAAGCAAUAGCCUUAUCUAUGGAGAAUUACUAGUAGACGUUUAUUAAGCCUCAUUAUUUUUUUUUGCCAGGUAUCUCGAAGGUAUGCAUCGGCUCCGUAUAACUGCACAAAAAGAGGGAAUAGAGACUGCACAGGCCAUAAGCUAAUGGGACCUCGGGCGUAACUGCGACAUCCCUUGCCGAAUAUUGGUUCCACUGGUACCUAAUAAACUAACUGUUCUUUAAGUUUCUCUAAGUAAAAAAAGAAUUGUAUGUAAUUUUUUUUGUGGCUUUAAGCAGCAGCUGGCUCGACAACGAUUCGGGUUUCCGUCUACGUGAAGCUAUAGGUCAAAGUACUUUUGUUUUAUAACAUGUGAUAUUUCAGGUCUUUCUCAUAAAAAAAAAAUUAAGGCGACCUCGCAGGGCUCAUUCUACAUCGAAAAAAAAAAAUGGAAAGCGAUCGCUAUAAAUAGCACGCCGCAUUGCUCGAGUCUUCGGAUUUUCCAGUGCAGCAUUCACUUUGCCUCAAACAAGCUUGUAUUACUACAUUCCGUUUUGUUCAGUUAACCCAGAAAACCAUAAAUUGAAACAAAGAUGUACGCCAUCUUUAUAGUAAUUAUAGUUGCGCUAGUGGUGUUUGGAGACUGUGAUACACGUUAUACAAGCUCACUGAUCUUUUUCCAAAUACAUUUUUUUUUCGUGUCGUGCAAUAUCCUCGAAGUCUGCGUAGUUGUUGGUUUAAAAAAAAAAAACGGGAGGUUUUUGCUGUUCUUUUAUACUUUGCGGCUUACAUAUUGUGUCCAUUGUUCUGUCUUGCGUCAAGUUACAUAUUUUGAAACGGAAACCAGGCUCAUGCGAUCGGGGAUCGACCUUCGCGAGGGCACUACCGAAAUACACGGAAACAGAGGUACACUUCGUUUCUUUUCCUUGUACUUUUUUUUUAUGGUCGUGGAGUCGUCGCAUUCCAAACAUUUCCUGAGCGCGUUGCCAUCUAUAAGUCAAACGAGAGUUUUUAUUUGACGCUUUUACUUUUUUACAUUUGGUAACCUUUCGUUUCAUGUAGCGUCCAUCAUCGCUAUUGGCAGCCGGUGCAUGGAGACUUCUCUUUUUGGUUCAUUGAAAAGUGCCCUUCCAUAUUGGAGGAAGGUAGAAAAACAAGCUUCAGGACGUACCCUGAAGUCGCACUCCCUUAUGCGGCGACAAACCAAAUGUGCUUAUUGGGUGCACUUUGAGUUUCCUUGGCCAAUCACAGUGAAGGCCUUGAGAACGUGACAGGGAGAGGUACUUCCCUCCUCCGGGCCUCUCUUUUAUAUGAGCGAUUAGAAACUUCGUCGUCUUGUUCGGCAUAGUGCCGAAGCUAAAGUCCCUAGAUUUUUUUUCUCUAGAGAAAAAUCUAGGGACUUUAGCCGAAGCAGCAACGUCACUUAAUCCCUCGUAGAACUUGGAAGUAUAGUUCAAAUAUUUCUGCACGGAACUGGGGUGUGUGGAACCUACUAGUAUAGUCGCCCAGCGUGCUAGUAAGGGACGGUAGUACAUGGAGUCGGCUAAUUUUCGUCCUUUUGAACUUGAAGAAGGUUUUCUCAUUCAUCAAAGUCGUCAUUUCACGCCAAACAUUCCGCUAUAAAUGUAACAUGUUUGCUAUGACUGCGCAUGUGGAGCUUCCAGCGUUUAGAAAACUACGAGCGUUUGGAAAUUUAUGAGGACUCUGUCUUAUAAAUGCCUAAGGGGCAUUUUAAUCUACAUGCACGAAUAUUGGACGAAUUCGUGUAGAACCAUCAUUACCGUAAUAAUAAUACGAUUGCAGUUCCGAAGUUCUAUGUAGUGAAUU